Messenger RNA from Monoraphidium neglectum, 1650 nucleotides. RefSeq lists its product as hypothetical. The record is from RefSeq and is a predicted model, not a curated record. The transcript is spliced from 8 exons. Bases 1 to 1650 code for a protein of 549 amino acids. NCBI's taxonomy places the organism in Eukaryota, Viridiplantae, Chlorophyta, Chlorophyceae, Sphaeropleales, Selenastraceae.
AUGUACGAAGCACAGCCCAUCGCCAUCCCGCUGCUAAGGCGCGCCGGCAGCAGCGUCGAAGACGUGGACGGCGCGGGCGGCCGCGACGCCGGGGGCCGCGCCAACGGCGUGGAUGACGGGGCGCCGGCCAGCCCCGCGGACCCCUCUCUAGACCCAGAGACACUUGAGCAGCUGCUGCGCAAGGCCAGCCCCGCGGUCGGCGCCACGCGCUUCAAGGUGACCGACGUGCUGCGCGACAUGAGCCUGCAGCGCGCCGCCCGCCGCGAGCUCGAGGGUUCCGGCCCUGACGCGGGCGCGCUGUCCACGGCGUCGGACCCCGACGCGCUGCUGCCCGGCGCGCUCGACGGCGCCGGCCACGAGGGGGAGGUGGACAGGCAGCGGGCGGCGGUGCGGGAGCUGGACGGGCAGGUGGCGGCGGAGAGCCGGGUGAACCGCGGGAUGGCGGCGCUGCUGCUGGAGCGGCUGGACAGCAGCAGGAGGGCACUGGAAGGCCUGGCCAAGCUGGUGGGCGGCAUGGCCGACUGCCAGGCGGCCUACAGCGCCGCCCUCGAGGCCGCAGCGCGCCUGCCCCUCGCCGGCGACUGCGACGGCGCGUCGAUGCGCCCCGCGAUGGCGGCGCUCGUCGCGCUGCCGCAGGCGAUGGGCGCCGCGCACGGGCAGGUCGCGCUGCUGCUGCGGGGGCUGGCGGAGGGCGUGAGGGCGCUGCACCGCGAGUACCAGACAGCGUGCAGGGAGAUACGCGGCGGCGCGGCCACGGUCCAGCGCGGCAUCGAGUCUGGGCGGCGGCAGCUCGCGGCGGCGUUCCUGGAGCACAAGCAGGUGUGCGAGGGCUUCGAUGCGGCGGUCGGCAAGGCGGGGCCGCGGUGCAAGGUGAUCAGGGCGGUGGAGCAGGACCCUUGGGCCACAGAGGGGCGGCUGGUGCGGGAGCACAAGGCGCUUCAGGCCUGGCAGGACAAGGAGCGCGCCUUCCUGAAGGAGUCCUUCGCGCGCGUCCAGACCCUCGAGGCACAGCGCGUAAAGUCCACCCAGGCCGCCGCCCAGUCCCUCUCCGACGGCUACGCGCGCGCGCUCGCGCCGCUGCCCGGCGCCGCCGCCGCGCUCGCGCCGGCGAUCAGCGGCAUCGACGGCGAGGCUGAGCUGGCAGAGCUGCACCGCGUCGCGCUAGACACGGGCAGCGCCGCCGAGGCGCUCGCGGCGCGGCAGGCGUCGGCGAUUGACGACGCGAGCUCGGACCUGUUCUGCAGCCCCGAGAUCCUGCGGCAGGGGCCGAUGGAGGUCUGGGACGCGCGUCGGGGCGAGUGGCGGGGGGCGCACUGCGUGCUGACGCGCGCAGGGUUCCUGCACUGGUUUGCGUCGAUGGAGGACGCGGCGCCGCUGGACGUGCUAAACCUGGGACGCUGCCAGUUUGAGCAAGGCAAGGCGCCGGUGUUCAAUCUGGUGGAGCUGUCUGGGGGCGCAGUGUCGUCGUGGCUCGGGGGCCGCAGCCGCAAGGCCACCUUCCAGGCUCCGACGGUGGAGGAGUGCUGCGAGUGGGCGAUCGCCCUCCGGGAGGCAAUAGCCCUCGCCGUCAACGGCAGCGGCGGCGGCGGCGGCGGUGGCAUCGGCGCCCACCGGCGUACGCACAGCAGCAGCACCGCAGGGGCAACAUGA